AUGAGCUACAGCGCUGCAAGGACAAACAUGCUGCCGAGGCCUCCCAAGAAUGCAUGGCCAGCCCAUGUCCGCUUGGCGUGGCUGCUGGUGACAUUGCUCUGGUGCUUUGUGGAUGCUCAGAGCUUCAACCCCACGGGCCCCACCGGCAUGCGGGUGUGCCAGAGCGGAACCCCGGCAAAUACCGCCAAUGCCUAUACUAUCGGCCUUGGAGCGUCGCUAGUCAUCAACAAUACCAUCUUUGUCAAUUGCCCUCCAAUUAUAGUCCUUGGUACUCUUACCCUCAACAAUGUCAGCUUCGUCGGAUACGCUGCCACAAACUCCUCCAAUAGCACUCAGUUCCCAUCAAUGAGCACCACAAGUACUGCCACCAGCACUUAUCCAGGCGGACAGCUCUGGAUUCAAGGCGGAACUCUGACGAUGAACACUGUGCAGUUUCAGAACCUCAACUACCUGAACGCUGCUGUCAUCAAGAUCGAUGGCACCGCCAACGUGGGAGGCACCAAUGUUACUGCGGUGAACACAGUCCAAGUCGGCGCUUCGAUCGAUGCUCGUUUCUUUUCGUCGUUUAUGGUAAUCGCAGGGUCGUCUAGAGUCAACCUGAACGGGUUCAUAGCCACCGGCAUCUCGCGCACGAGCUCUGGGUCUGGCUCGGGCUCCAACGGCGCUCUGUUCACCAUCGACGGCAGCCAGCUCACGCUGCAGGGAGCCACUGUGACCCAGGUCAGCAUUGUUGGAAGUGCCGCCGCCCUCCAUAUCACCAACCAAGCAACGGUGGUGGUCUCAAACAGUGUCUUCAACAACAUCACUGCGAGCCAAUCCGGCCCCAUAGCCUAUAUGGACUCUGCAUCGAGCCUUGUCUUCAAUAACGUCGGCAUCAGCCUGUGUUCCGGCGGAUCUAUUGGAGGGAUCGUUAUCACCCAUUCCUCGACUUUUCAGUGGAACGGAGGCUACUGCAUCAAUAGCUAUGGCCCCUGGGCCUCAUGCGUCUAUAUGGACAACACAGACGGCACGACCAUAACAUGGACCAGCAUCACCGGACUCUACGUCGCCGGUGCAACCACAAACACAGGAAUCAUUUUCCUGAAUACAGGGGCCCGGAUGACAAUCGACCAGUCUGUCUUCCGAGACUCGAUCGCAAAUACUCAAGCGACGGCCAUAUAUUCGUACGAUCACGUCCAACUCAACAUCACCAAUACUCUCUUCCAGAAUCUCACAGCCGGCGGUUCGGGUGGUACCAUGCUCGUGAUGGAGUUUUCGCAAAUUUACUGCCGAAACAUCACUGUCAUAUCGUCCACCGCCAACAUGGGAGGAUUUGUUGACCUCAUCGACAGCCACCUAACGAUAGAGAAUUCAAAGUUUAGUCAGAUCCUGGGCAAGUUUGAUGGCGGUGUAUUUUACACCGAAGUCCAGGACGCUCCGGGACCACAGAACAUUGCCACUUUGCGCAACUGCACCUUCAUCAACACCUCAACAGGCGGAAACGGUGGUGUGGCCAAGAUCAACCUUGGCUCCGUCUUUACCUUUGACGGCUGUACCUUUGUCAACAAUACGGCCGCACUCGGAGGUGGUGCCAUAAGAUUAUACACCGUGCCUCCACAAGGAAGUCUUCCUGCCUCCUCGACCGUUAGCUUUGCCAACAACAACAUCUUCCAAAACACUAUCAGCCUCGGCCCAGGCGGCGCUAUCUACAGCACAGGCAUGUCGACGCUCCAGUUUCUCACCGGCAGCACCACCCAGGUGAACACGGCUAGCGCAGCGACCUAUGGCGGCUUCCUCGAAAUGGACGACAACCCGACCUUGGUUCUGAAUGGAUCGGUUACCUGCCGAGGCACAACAGCCUCCCUCGGAUCAGUUGCCUACUUCCAAUCCAGCCCGUCGAUCAGCUUCACCUCUCAGGGCAGCUUGCUCGGAAGUGGCGAUGUUUUCUUCUACAACACGACAUUUGCCUAUGGCGUUUCACAGGCCCUGACGAGUGGCUCCUUUGUCAACUCUGGAAAUGGAGGAAUCGCGUGGAAGAGCCCCGCAUCAACCUUGGUCAUUGACUUCAGCAACAGCCUGCUCAGACCGACGCUCGAGGUGACCCAACCAAUCCCGCCGUUCAACGUGAAGGCCGUGAACUCAUUUGGCAACCCACCUGACAUCAAUCUGCAGCAGCCCGUCAUUCUGGCCGUCACAGAGAUUUUACAGAACGUAACUUUGCAGGGCGAGACCAUGAAGACGAUUCUGAAUGCCACAAGCCACGAAGUCACCUUCAAGGAUAUCGUGAUCCCAGGGCUUCCUGGGCAAUAUCGCAUUCAAAUCUCAGCCCUCACUGGCGUGCAGGCUGUGGCUGGGUCAAAUGCCGUCCUCCCUACCUACGACAUUUACGUCAAAAACUGUGAUCCUGGACAGCUAUGGGACUCGGACUCGCUCAAGUGCCUCACCGUUAUGGUGAUCGAUUCGUCUGCCCGAAUCGCAUUCAAAGUCAUAGCGGCUCUGUUUUUUGCCGUGGCCCUGGCGGUUUUGGCGGGGCUCUACAAAUACAGGGGCAUCUACAUCAUCAAGACGACUGCCCCGACCUUUGCCAUUUUGAUGGUCUUUGGAGCCAUGCUGGCAUUCUGCUCUGUCUUUGUGACAGACUGUCUCACAAGUGUAUGGCUGGAAAACCUUGGGUUCAUGGUUCUAUUCCCCUCGCUGAUCCUCAAAACCUACAGAAUCUUUGUCAUAUUCACGACGAAGCGAGGCAAAUCUAGCGCGGCGUCGCUGACCGACGCCUAUCUAUCGCGAUUCUUGAUCGUUGGCCUCUUUGCCAUCAUCGGAUACCUUGUUGCCUGGACCCUCGUCAGCCCUCCGACCCCCCAGGUGACCAAGAUCUACAACUUCUUCACUUUGGAUCGAUGCACCGACUCGAUCUUCACCUCCGUCAGCCUGGGCAUCCACCUUGUUCUUGAGGCAGUCGCUGUGUUCUAUGCCUACAGCAUCAGAAAUGUUCAUUCUGACUUCAACGAGGCCAAGAUGAUUGGAUUCACGUGCUACAAUUGGGCCCUGCUUGGUGCGCUGCUGCUGCUUGUCAGCACCUUCAUUCCGGACCCUACGGUCGCGUUCUCGAUCAAGAGCGUCUCAGUCCUGCUGCCGAAUCUUGUGACGGUGCUGCUGCUGAUGGGCGCCAAGAUUUACACCUGUGUCAAAGAUCCAGAGGAGGCAAACAAAAAACCCAAGACCUAUGCAACAAGCAGCAGCGGAGACGACAGCCACGGCUCCUCUGUUUCAAACGCUACCGUAUCCCAGGCUCGACCCAAGUUGGAUCGUCAGCCGUCGGAGAAAACAAUGGAGGUCAAGGCCCGUGGCUCGCCAGCGCCUCUUCAGGUGGCCCUGAAGAAAACAAGCAAGGAGAACGAGAGCAAGUCGACACUCCCGACCGACACCCAAGUCAAUACCCCUGAAACUCCUCUGCCAAAGUACGAUAACAUCGAGCCUCAGUGAAUCGAGCCAAAGCAGCGCGGCAGUCGCUGUCUUGCCAUCAAUACACGGGAGGCUCAAUCCGACUCAGGAUGUACCAUGUGAUUCAUGGACUUCAUUUGGCAUACUUCAUCCAUCUCCAAUUUCUCAGUUAUUCGGAUAGAAAUGAUAUCGAUUGCAUUUUCACUCAAAAGCUGCUGCAGAAUAGUGCUCCUCCUUUCACACCUGCAGCUUUGUCCAGCCAGCAGUAGAGCC
Messenger RNA from Polychytrium aggregatum, 3693 nucleotides. RefSeq names its product 7 transmembrane sweet-taste receptor of 3 GCPR-domain-containing protein. Gene Ontology annotation, cellular component: G protein-coupled receptor heterodimeric complex; membrane. The record is from RefSeq and is a predicted model, not a curated record. Lineage: Eukaryota; Fungi; Chytridiomycota; Chytridiomycetes; Polychytriales. Bases 1 to 3462 code for a protein of 1153 amino acids. Gene Ontology annotation, molecular function: G protein-coupled GABA receptor activity. The transcript has 14 exons. Gene Ontology annotation, biological process: G protein-coupled receptor signaling pathway.